AUGUAUAAGGCCAUGAUUACUUUGAGAAACCAGAAUUGUUUAAUAAUAUGGAUCAAAUCCACAAGCUUUAAUGGAGAGGAUAGUAUGGCAAAAAUAAAAAGACAGAUUGUAAAUGGUUUGCUUUUUGGAAUGGGUAACUUCUAAACAAUGUUGGCGGAUACUAUAAAGAAGGGUAAAAGUAAUGAUUAUGGAAAGAUCUACUUGAAAACUUUUGGCUGUACUAUAAUUAUUGUUACACAUAGUAAGGCGCAGAUUUAUGAAUUAGGAGAAUAUUUGAAUGGUUUUAGGAUAGGAAAAUGGAAAUAUUUCAAUAAUAAUGAGUCGAUGUAUUUAUAGAAAUAAUUAUUUAGAGGCGGUGGAUUUUACAAGAAUUAAGACAAAAAGACAGGCAAAUGGAUUGAGAUGGAUGAAGGAUUUUAUAAGUGUAAAUAAGUCACUCAUAAGGGUGAAUAUAAUAUGAAUGGUCUGAAAAUAGGUAGAUGGGAUAUCAUGAAUUGCAAAGGCAAAGAAAAGGAAUAUAAAGAAAUGUAAAUAUUACGUAAAGAGGAAUAUAUAGUGGUUGUGGAUUAUAUGAUUUAAAAGGAAAUUAGAAAAAGAUUGGAGAGUGGAUAUAAAUGGAUCGGUAAUAUAAUUUAAAUUACUUAUAAUAAUGGAGAAUAUAAUAUGAAAGGUGAAAAGGCAGGUAACUGGGUAAAAAUGUAUGUAAAAGAGAAUAAAAAAAUAGGAGACACUAAAUACAUUAAUUGA
Messenger RNA from Paramecium sonneborni, 747 nucleotides. NCBI's taxonomy places the organism in Eukaryota, Ciliophora, Oligohymenophorea, Peniculida, Parameciidae. The record is from the annotation of a GenBank genome assembly.